Staurois parvus is the source of this 312-nucleotide messenger RNA. NCBI's taxonomy places the organism in Eukaryota, Metazoa, Chordata, Amphibia, Anura, Ranidae. The record is from the annotation of a GenBank genome assembly.
GUAACAACUCAUAUCAGGUGUCCCCAUCAGAGUGCCCCCUUAAGUAAUGUGUUCCCUUCAGAAAGCCGCCUUACAACAGGUAAUCCUGUCAGAGUGCCCCCUAACAUCAAAGUGCCCCAUUAUAUAAGGUUCCCCCAUCACAGUGACCCCUUACAUUAGGUCAUGCCAUCAGAGUGCUCCUUCACAUUAGGUGUACCCAUCAGAGUGCCCCUUUACAUCAGUUGUCCCCAUCAGAAUGCCCCUUUACUUCAGGUGUCCCCAUCAAAGUGCAACCUUACAUCAGGUAUUUCCAUCAGAGUGCACCCUUACAUC